AUAUAUUCCGACUUCUCUUCAUUUACAUCAUCUGCAGCUCCCAAAACACCGAAGAUGGCUGCGAUUUUAGGCACUAUCGGGAAGAAAAUAGUUGCUUCCAAUGUUGUUGGUGGGGCAAAGAGUCUGUUAAAGAAUUCUGGGUCCUUGUAUUUUGCCAAUCCAAACAGAGGAGGUGCAAAAUGGGAUCUGGAUCCAGAAUGGCUAAAGCAGUUUGAUGGACCAGUAAUGGUACCAGUAGAGGGCAUGAAUUUGGAAAUGCCCGCAUGGAAUGGCUACUUGGCUCCAGUUGAAAAGAAAGUUCGUAAUGUUAGCAUCAAUUUUGGACCUCAGCAUCCAGCUGCUCAUGGUGUGCUACGUCUAGUUCUAGAAUUAGAUGGUGAGACUGUGAUGCGUGCUGAUCCUCACAUUGGCCUGCUACACCGAGGAACAGAAAAACUUAUUGAGUAUAAAACUUACACUCAGGCUCUUCCAUACUUUGAUCGCCUGGACUAUGUAUCAAUGAUGUGCAAUGAGCAGGCAUACAGUCUUGCUGUUGAAAAGCUUCUUGGUCUUGAAGCUAUUCGAGCAAAGUACAUCAGAACUAUGUUUGGGGAGAUCACACGUAUCUUGAACCACUGCAUGUUCUUGGGAACUCAUGCCUUGGAUGUUGGCGCUUUAACUCCCUUCCUGUGGCUGUUUGAGGAACGUGAGAAGAUGAUGGAAUUUUAUGAGAGAGCCUCUGGUGCUCGACUUCAUGCUGCCUAUGUUCGUCCUGGAGGAGUUGCUUUUGACAUUCCUGUUGGUCUAAUGGAUGACAUCUAUGAAUUUAUCACUAAAUUUGGUGAGAGGCUGGAUGAAGUUGAAGAUGUCCUUACAAAUAAUCGCAUUUGGAAACAACGUGUCAUUGGUAUUGGAACUGUAACAGCAGAGGAAGCUCUUAAUUAUGGAUUCAGUGGAGUUAUGCUACGAAGUGCUGGUAUCAAGUGGGACUUACGCAAGACACAACCAUAUGAUGCCUAUGAUCUUGUGGAAUUUGAAGUACCAGUUGGAAAGAAUGGCGAUACCUAUGACAGGUAUUUGAUGCGUGUGGAAGAGAUGCGUCAGUCACUCCAUAUCGUUGAGCAAUGCUUGAACCAAAUGCCCCCAGGAGAGGUGCGUGUUGACGAUGCCAAGGUGACCCCUCCCAACAGAAGUGAAAUGAAGUCUUCUAUGGAGGCGUUGAUUCAUCAUUUCAAAGUAUUUACCCAAGGAUAUCAGGUUCCCCCAGGUGCUACAUAUACAGCAGUGGAGGCUCCUAAAGGAGAGUUUGGUGUUUACUUGGUGUCUGAUGGAACUUCAAAACCUUACAGAUGUAAGAUCAAGGCCCCAGGAUUUGCUCAUUUGGCAGCUACAGAUUUGGUUGGCAAAAACCAUAUGUUGGCAGAUAUUGUAGCUAUUAUUGGUACCCUGGAUAUUGUGUUCGGAGAAGUUGAUCGUUAACUUUUAGCAGGAGACUAUUCUGUAGUUUAUGAUGCACUAUAAUGGUGAAAGAAGUGUUUAUGUCAACAUGAAAGUAAUUUUAUUUUUAGAAGUGCAUGCAAAAUGAAAAUGUCUAGGAAGUGACAAGUGUAUCAGAUCUAUGCAGGGAACCAGUGUAGUUUUCUUGGAAAACACUAUUGGUUGUGUAGAAAUCAUUGUCACUUCAUUAUUUGUUAAAUUUCUCUCUAAGCGUGUUGUAUAUAUAAUAUUUAAUAUGCUUUAUUGUUAAUAAAGCAAGUUUUUUAAUGCG
This is a messenger RNA of Macrobrachium nipponense, 1747 nucleotides long. RefSeq names its product NADH-ubiquinone oxidoreductase 49 kDa subunit-like (gene ND-49). Gene Ontology annotation, molecular function: NAD binding; oxidoreductase activity, acting on NAD(P)H; quinone binding. Lineage: Eukaryota; Metazoa; Arthropoda; Malacostraca; Decapoda; Palaemonidae. Gene Ontology annotation, biological process: mitochondrial electron transport, NADH to ubiquinone. The record is from RefSeq and is a predicted model, not a curated record.